Molecule: messenger RNA, 681 nt
Organism: Venustampulla echinocandica
Lineage: Eukaryota; Fungi; Ascomycota; Leotiomycetes; Helotiales; Pleuroascaceae
Exons: 1
Coding region: 1-681 (226 amino acids)
Source: RefSeq, a predicted model, not a curated record
AUGUCGCCCACUUCACAAGCUCCGCCGACCUCGUCUCAGGAAUCAUCUCCAAACCUUAUCUCCCGGAACGAUGCCUCGCGCGCACAAGUAAUACACGCAGUUUCUGUUGUCUCCGUAAUUAUCUGCCCUCUAAUCCUCGCGCUGCCUCCUCGAAAAUUGGAUAUAUACACCCUAGCACUCCUUACUGGAACAUUUACCGGUGGCAACCAGCUAGCACAAACGUAUACGGGUCGCAGCAUAGUUGCGCGGAUACAAGAAGCAUCUAUGGGCAAACAAACGCUCCCACAAUUGGCUUAUGAUACGGCAAUAGCGAAGGAAAAGGGAACUUUGGGACAAAAAGCAUUUGAACGUCGUGUUGAUUCAAGGGAUGGGCUAGCCGGACGGAUGAAUACUGAGGCCCCAACAACGAAUACGAGAAUACUAGAAGAGCUUCGAAGGAAGAAAGAAGCUGAAGAAGGAGCGAAUUCAAGAGCCGUGCUAGAAAAUAGUGAUCCAAGAGCCGAGAAACCAGACUGGAAAAAAGAACGGGAUAAGAGAGAGCAAGACGCCUUCGAGGAAGGGAAGGGAUAUGGUGAUCUGAUCAUGGAUCAGAUCUGGGAGGUAUGGAGCUGGGGGAAACAAGCGGGGGAGGGUGUGAAGACGAAGGAUGAGAAACCUACGACAACUAGGGAAGGUAAAUGA